CCAGGUGUCUGAAGGGUGAGCUACCGACCCAUCUCUCACACGCUCAAUGGCGUUGAAUUUUUUAAUAAAAUCAUGCAGCUUUGAUGCCUCUCUCUCUCUCUUACCAUAUAAUCAACCCCAUGCAAUCACUUCCCAUUUCCUACUGUGCAUUAUAUAUAACAAUGCCAAUCUACUCUCUUCCCAUAAUAGAAAAAACGGCAUCUUUUUCUUUUUCUUUUUCUUUGUCUGGGAAAAAAAAAAAAGAGUAUUGAGCAGUGAAGCAGCAAAGCAUUCUCUUUUAACUGUUUACAUUUCUUUGCCUUGCCAUUUCUCUUCUUUUGGCUUUUCUUUGUUUUCGUUAUUGUUUUGCUUUUGGUUAAGAAAAGAAAAGAAAGAACAAAAAGGAAUUAGGAAAAGGAAAAGAAAAAUGGGCAGAAUUCCAUGCUGUGAGAAGGAAAAUGUUAAGAAAGGACAGUGGACUCCUGAAGAAGAUAACAAGCUUUCUUCCUACAUUGCCCAGCAUGGCACUCGCAACUGGCGCCUUAUUCCCAAGAAUGCUGGUCUCCAAAGAUGUGGGAAGAGCUGCAGGCUACGUUGGACUAAUUACCUGCGCCCUGACCUCAAGCACGGCCAAUUUUCGGACAUUGAAGAGCAAACCAUUGUCAAGCUACAUUCUGUUGUUGGCAACAGGUGGUCGCUGAUUGCGGCUCAAUUACCCGGUCGCACCGAUAAUGAUGUCAAGAAUCACUGGAACACUAAGCUGAAGAAGAAGCUAUCAGGUAUUGGCAUUGAUCCAGUCACUCACAAACCAUUUUCUCAUCUCAUGGCUGAAAUUGCCACCACUUUGGCCCCUCCACAAGUUGCCCAUCUUGCCGAAGCAGCACUCGGCUGCUUCAAAGACGAAAUGCUCCACCUUUUAACUAAGAAGCGUGUCGAUUUCCAAAUUCAGCAGGCUAAUGUACCACCCGGAAGUUCUGCAGGAACUUAUGGUCACGGCAAACAAAAUGAGAAAGAUGGUACUGUUGAGAAUAUAAAACUUGGUUUGUCAAGGGCCAUUCAACAGCCUGAUCUGAUCUCCCCUUAUAAGCCUUGGAGUUCUACUGAUGCAGCAGGGACAAGCAAUUGUUUUCCAGCAUCGGCAUCAGGAUUUCAAUACGCUCCACUGUCGUUCGGCAAUGAGGGGGACGGGUCGUCAUGGAGCCAGAGUAUAUGUACGGGAAGCACGUGCACAGCAGGAGAACAGCAGGGCCAACUGCAUGAAAUCCUUGAAGAAACUGAAGAGGAGCUAUCAGAGGGUGGAAAAGAGAUGAGAAAUGGGACAAGUAUAUUCAGUUCAGACUCAGUGUUGUGGGAUUUACCAUGUGAUGAUCUGAUGAAUCCAAUAGUCUGAGGAAGAUGAAAGAAAAAGAGUGAUAUAUGCCACCAAAUUUCUAAACAAUAAAUUAUAUCACAUCAUAUGAUGCAACUGUAAAUAGAGCUCACUUUAUGGGCUACAAUAAAGUACAUUCAACCAAGGUUUACAACUGUAGCAACUAAUAUAUAUAUA
This is a messenger RNA of Benincasa hispida (wax gourd), 1525 nucleotides long. It is a transcript of the gene MYB80, whose product is annotated as myb domain protein 103. The record is from RefSeq and is a predicted model, not a curated record. Lineage: Eukaryota; Viridiplantae; Streptophyta; Magnoliopsida; Cucurbitales; Cucurbitaceae.